CUUACAGCAGAAAGUAACGUUAGCAAUAUCAGGAUCUGUUCAAGCUUUAGCGGUCAGAGAGGUUAAUGUUGUGUGCAUCACAUUGUCACAUGAAUAGUUUAACCAAAUGACUCACUUCCUCUUUUGUGCCAGAUUUGGUCUCUGGGGUCGAGACAUACACACACAAACACACACACACUAUACAAGGACAUAUAUUGUCAACUCACAUGUUGACACACUUCUCCGAUUGCGACGCAGCUUCUUUUCUUCGUUCCGUGUUUUGCAUUCACACAGAGAGUAAACAGACACACACACAGAGUAUACACACUCGUGAGUGUGUGCACACCUGAGCAUGAGAGCCUUGUGUACUUGUUGAUCGGGCUCCACUCUACUGGGAAGGCUUUCCUCUAGGUGUUGGAGCGUGGAUGUGUAGGACACUCCACACACUCUUAACACACCAUGUCUUCAUAGAGCUCGCUUUGUGCGCAGGCGUAUCGUCAUGUUGGAACAGCUGUGUUGAUGGAGUCUUCGCGGGGGGUUGGCGGUCUUUCCCGCGAGUACAAGCUGGUAAUGCUGGGCGAGGGAGGAGUGGGUAAAAGUGCAAUCAUCAUGCAGUUUAUCAGUCACCGCUUCCCUGAGGAUCACGACCCUACUAUAGAGGACGCCUAUAAGACGCAGAUCCGCAUCGACGACGAGCCAGCAAACCUGGACAUCUUGGACACAGCGGGACAGGCUGAAUUUACAGCCAUGCGUGAUCAGUACAUGCGCGCUGGCGAAGGCUUCAUCAUUUCGUACUCCAUAACGGACCGGCGCAGCUUCCAGGAGGCUCGGCACUUCAAACAGCUGAUCUGUCGCGUGCGGCGCACCAUGGACACGCCGGUGGUGCUCGUGGGAAACAAAUCCGACCUCACACACCUGCGACAGGUGUCAGUUGAGGAGGGCAAGGAGCUGGCGAGGGAGUUCCAGUGUCCGUUUUUCGAGACGUCCGCGGCAUUCCGUUACUACAUCGACGAGGUUUUCGCCGCCCUGGUGCGACAGAUCCGUCAGCGCGAGGCCGAGGUGGUGCGCAGCGGUGAAAGAAAGACGAGACGCAGCCGCUCACUCUGGAGCCGCCUUAAAGCACCUUUCCGCAAGAAACAGCACUCCGAGCACUGAGUGGCUGAUGGGAUACCGGCGCCCUUCACGAAGAAGGAGGAGAAGGAGGAGGCGGUGUCUGUAAACCUGUUACCUCCGCCUUCUCCAGACGUGUCCGGUCAACUGUUAACCUAGAUAGUUUAUUAUCUGAUUUAUUUCGAUUAAGCACUCCGAACCGUUUGGUUAUUUUUUAUCAGAUGCCGGAACCCUACGUGCAGGACACACUUACAGCCACGGUAUAUCGGCUACUUACUGUUAUCUUUUUUAUGUGAGGACUAUAGGAGGAUCCUUCACAAUACUGUAUUUAGUGAAGCGUAUUAAACUUGACAUUAGUUACAGGGAGCGUAGCUUUCGAUGCUGACUUUUCAGGAGAACUCUAGUACCUCCGAUUCUUAACCAGCAGCAUGACGUAAGAAGGUAGCGGAGAGGAGGGUGAAGGGUAGGGAGAUGAGGUUGAGGAUUGAGAUGAAGGAAUGAGGGUCUGAAAUUGCAUUAUGUUUUUUUUUUCUCCACCAGACACUGUGGCAGGAAACGAGAACAAUUUAAACUCUACUCGCCCUUAAUUUUUCGCCUCUGUCGUAAUAAGACACUCAAUCAUCACACUGCUCACGGAUGUUCAAAAGGGUAAAUUGAGGAGAUCGGGUUAAGACGCACUGGAUUUUGCUUGCUGUUUCUAUUUAUUGUUAAUUCUAUGGUGCAUGUUGUCUGAAGUGUUUGUUUUUUUCAGUUUCCGCUCACAAGUUCACUUUCUAUGCUUUUAAUUUGAUAUGAUUUAAAAUCUCACUGAUGUCAUUUAGAAAGUCUUAUUAAAUUUACGGUGAGGGUGUGUAGCUAUGUACUUGACAGCUAGCUUGCUUUGCUAAUCGACUUGGAGAAGCCUAACAUAUAAGACAGCUAAUUCAACAACAGUAUUAAUCGAUAAACACCCUAAAAAGAGACACUAGAAAGUACAUGUUAGUUUUGUCACACUAUUGCACAAAUUCUUUCUUUGCAUAUUCCAGCGUAACUGGGGUCAGCAGAGGGUCAGCCAUAAAAGUGCCCCUGAAGCGGAUAGGGUUAGGGGACUUGCUGAAGGUGGUGAGGUUUGAACCUGGGAUCCUCUGAUUAGCACUCCAAUGCCUUUACCGCUGACUACCCCUGACUAAAGUAUCAGUAGAAGUAGCAACAGCCCUUUCUGGAAAAGAUGAUUGUUAUAUUUUAGGGGACUUACGUUUUGUUGCACUUCCUUUUUUUAAAAAAAUAGAAAAAAAAAUUUGCACCGAAGUCAAAAAGAAAAUGUGUGGGGAAAAUGAAAGUUUCAGACCCUGACAAUAUAGCUCAGAGUAAGCUUCAGGCUUUACAUUUGCUUGGUUAGAAGUUUUAGGGCGUUUAUAGCAUGUGAUGGGGAAAAGAAAGGGGUGGAGGGAGAGAGGGAGAGAGAGAAAGAGGUUUAGUUUACAGGUUGUGUCAAAUACGUGGAAGGUUGAUACAGUGCAGUAGAUUAAAGGAGUAUGUAAUGUUUUCUUUCAUGCUGGUUCUAGUUUUUCUAGUCUUUAUUCGCUUUGCUGAGUUUCGCAGGACACAUUAAAACGGCUGGAGGUAAUACAUGGUUAAUAUGUCGCACCGCUCUCUACAGGGUAUGGUGUACAGUAGAAGGAACAAUAUCACACACUGUGCGCUUAAAUAGGAAGUAGGGAGUCAUUCGGCCCGAGGCUCACUUGCAAAGUAGUGUUAUUUUUGGCGUAGAGCAGCAACACACACACAGCGCAGGAGCGAACAUUACAAGCUCUAAGAUCACGCUAUUAUUCGGGUUGGCUCUUACCGUUCAGAGUUUUAACAAAAUGAAACCAGAACGAUCAGCGUUCGUUGAAAAGACAAUGAUAAUGAUUUACACUGGAACUCGUCUCAGACGUCUCAGAGUCAUGAUGAGAGCAGUCGCAGCACGCAAUAAGACAUUUAGGGAUUAGUAAAUCUACUCGAUCUGCGCGGCUCUACCAGGGUCUUUAUGUUCACACGCAGCAGCUGUUCCUGGUGUAGUGUUAUUCUAAAUGGCGUACAAAUGUGACUCCUUUAUAGUUUUUUUUUUUUUUUUGGUUGUUGUUUUUAUCAAUGUUGUGCAAUUACUACACGUAAAAUUUAAAUGGUUUGACAUUUAUUGUUAGAGGGGUUUUUUAUGUUUGUGAGAUUUUUUUUUCUUUUCAAUUGUGUGAUCAUGAAUACUAUAUAUUUUUUUUCUUAAUUUAUUUUCAUCAGAGAUUCUUGAAUAAAAUGGACAUAGCUGAGUUUUCCCAAGUA
Molecule: messenger RNA, 3387 nt
Organism: Clarias gariepinus (North African catfish)
Lineage: Eukaryota; Metazoa; Chordata; Actinopteri; Siluriformes; Clariidae
Gene: rit1
Product: Ras-like without CAAX 1
Exons: 6
Coding region: 499-1134 (211 amino acids)
Biological process (GO): Ras protein signal transduction
Cellular component (GO): plasma membrane
Molecular function (GO): GTPase activity; GTP binding; calmodulin binding
Source: RefSeq, a predicted model, not a curated record